Messenger RNA from Paramuricea clavata, 762 nucleotides. The record is from the annotation of a GenBank genome assembly. NCBI's taxonomy places the organism in Eukaryota, Metazoa, Cnidaria, Anthozoa, Malacalcyonacea, Plexauridae.
AUGACGUCCCAGUACCCUCUCUAUCGUUUAGUGCAAGUGGAGCAAGAGGGUGGUGGUUCUGGACGCUGGGAAGGCCCAGGCGUGGUGUAUGUUAUGACGUACAUCUGUCAAACGACGAAAACGAAGUACUACAAAAUCGGUUGCACUUCAAGAGAUCCAGAAAUACGUCUGAAAGAAGUAGAAAUGAAGGAAAGGAAGCACAGAGGAAACAGUUCAGUUAGAAUCCAGUUACUUGGUUUUGUACACGUGGACAAAAUGAGAGAAGCUGAAACAGAAGCUCAGAAACAUGCAGCAGAAAAACUGGGUCUCCAGAAACAUGUUGGUUCACGAGGGAAUGCAACGGACUGGUUCACCAACACCAGAAACGCGACGACAGAACAGCAAGUUCUGGACGCUGUAGGAGAAGCAUGCGGCGGAUCAGUGUAUCAACAAUAUGACUUGGAUACUGACAUCAACUGCUACACAAAGAAAGGGACGGAAUUCACGGAAGAACCACUUGAUUUUAUGUCCAUAACAGCUAAAGCAGUUAAAGAGGCCAAUAAGCGUUACAAGUCAGGUUAUGUGUUUGUUACCAAAGUCAAGGUAGACGGGAGCUCAAAUCGUUACAGUUACUAUAUUGAUUGCACUGAAGGCGAUCCAGUAAAGCGUGUGCAAGAAAUGCAAAACCAUGAGUUAACUGGUUUUGUGUAUGCAAAACAAAUGGAACGUGCUAAAAAGAAGGUUGAGGACGCUGUCAUUGCUUCGGGGUACAAACGUGUAUAG